GGGACGUGACUUUUGACACUUCCCAGUUCUGACAUCUGAGGUUAUGUGCCUCACAUUUUUUCCAAAUUAAUAAGAAAAUUAGCCUUUUAGAAUGUCGAAAGUAGCCGCUCGAAUGAAAACCUUGAAAAAGGUUGUCGAAAAGGUGAAACACGGCAACUUGCGGACUAAUAUUCCCGCGGGAAUGGCCGCUGCCGGGCCCCCAUUGGGGCCCAUGUUGGGCCAAAGAGGUAUCAAUAUUGCCGCGUUUUGUAAAGAUUUUAACGAAAAAACCAAAGACAUUAAAGAAGGAAUUCCGCUCCCAACCAGAGUUACAGUGAACCCGGACCGGAGUUACGAGCUUGUGAUUAACAAACCCCCGGUUGUAUUUUUCCUAAAGCAAGCCGCUGGUAUACAACGAGCGGCAAUGGAGCCAGGCAAAGAAAUUGCGGGUAAAGUGACUUUGAAGCACGUUUACGAAAUCGCAAAAUUAAAAAGUGUAGACCCGACUUUAGAAACGAGAAGUCUGGACGAUUUGUGCCAAAUGGUUUGUGGGAUUGCCAGGUCUUGCGGUAUUGAAGUCGUGCGGGACUUGGACCCUGAAGAAUACGGUAAAUUUCUCGCCGAAAGGAAGGAAAUAGUGGAACAACAAAAGAAAGAACUGCAAGAGAAAAAGGAGGCUAAAAUGUUGCGGACCGGCUAGUCGGCCCGUUUUGUUAUUUUUCGUAGACUGUUGUGUACUUUUACAAAUAUAAUUAUUUAAAAAAACUACGUGUUUGUUGUAAAAAUCGAGUUCUGGUUUGGUUAUGAAAAUACAACCUACAAUUUUGACAUUUGCCGCAUGUUGGCCAAUCAAGAAACAAAAAAUUUGAUACAAAAAACAACGUUGGGACACCUCUGACUCAAUAAAUUGAUCAGAAGACUCGAAUUUUUUACUACUCGUACUUCUUACGCAGUUAUUAAUUUAUUUGGACCGAUGUUUGCCAAAUAAAAUUAAAUCAUUUUGAGUCGUCACGUUGUCGCCCUGGGUAUUUAUUUUGACACUUUCAAAGGGGUUUAGGAUGUCUUUUGGCAAGAGAUUUAUUCGCUUUUGUAACGAAAAUGUGGUCCUGAUUGCGGGAGUUGGGAUAAUAAUAAGUAUCCACUGGACUUGGAAUAGGUUACAGAAUAUACCAACACUGGUGGACCCCUCCGAGAAGAAGGAAAUGCCCGUUAUUCUUGCUGCAAGAUACUUGAAACGGAAAAGUGUGGAGAAAUAUCACGAAUUGACAGGGACUGAGCCAAAAGAGCAAUGAUUUUGCCACAAAUUCAAGCUUAAAAGUGUAAAUAUUAAUAGAAAAUGUAAAUAAAUUAAGUCUUUCAAA
Messenger RNA from Tribolium castaneum (red flour beetle), 1340 nucleotides. It is a transcript of the gene mRpL11, whose product is annotated as mitochondrial ribosomal protein L11. The coding region runs from base 92 to 679 and encodes 195 amino acids. The transcript has 4 exons. The record is from RefSeq and is a predicted model, not a curated record. Lineage: Eukaryota; Metazoa; Arthropoda; Insecta; Coleoptera; Tenebrionidae. Gene Ontology annotation, biological process: translation. Gene Ontology annotation, molecular function: large ribosomal subunit rRNA binding; structural constituent of ribosome. Gene Ontology annotation, cellular component: ribosome; mitochondrial large ribosomal subunit.